Messenger RNA from Camponotus floridanus (Florida carpenter ant), 3188 nucleotides. Its product is annotated as peptide transporter family 1. Gene Ontology annotation, cellular component: membrane. The record is from RefSeq and is a predicted model, not a curated record. Gene Ontology annotation, biological process: oligopeptide transport; transmembrane transport. The transcript has 11 exons. The coding region runs from base 720 to 2906 and encodes 728 amino acids. NCBI's taxonomy places the organism in Eukaryota, Metazoa, Arthropoda, Insecta, Hymenoptera, Formicidae. Gene Ontology annotation, molecular function: dipeptide transmembrane transporter activity.
CUGCUCUCGAAACGCAUGAUCGAACUCGAGCGUCAACAUUAGGGACGAUCGAGAGAGAACCGUUCUUCGAUUUUUUUAUUACGAUAAAUCUUCUGAAGAAUUUAUAAGAAGUAGAAUUGAUUGAAUAGAAGCCACUUUCUUAAGCUCGUCAUGGAGAAGACGACGUUGUUUCUUGUGAAAAAAAAGAAGAUACGCUGCAACCUGAUUUCGAGCUCUUCCGCAUUUACGAUGGAUAAGACGAAUAUUCUUCCUUAAGACGAGGAAAAGUUUCGAAGAAAAAGCCUGCAAAAUAUAUUAUCUUGUUUUAUAUCAUCGAUAUGAUAGGUGAAAAAUUUCCUUUUAUUGCAGAUUAGAGGACUUGAUAUAUUGUUGUAACUUGAUAAAUUUUAAUUCGUUUAUUAUUAUGUAAUAUAACACAAAAUAUUAUGUGAUAUAAUGCAAAACUUUUGAGACAGAAACCGGAUUGGAAAAGUCACACAGCGAUUCACGUCACGUGGAAAAUCCAAAUUGUCAACAUUCUCUGGUACCAAUACACGGAACCUCAAGAUUUUCAGUUUGUAUAUGAUAAACUCGCGUCUUUGUAAUCUUGCUCAGGUCUGCAGGUUUUGAUAGAUAAGAUGAAUAAUAGAGAUAUAAUCUACACUGUCGAUACGACGGUCGAAAAGACGGAUCAGUCAUUGUCGCGAGGGUAAACUGGAUAGGAGCAAGAAUCGGUGAAGAUGGACACUUUGAAUAAACCAAGGAAAAUGACUUCCGAAAACGAGAUUGAAGAUCAUCCAAAUCAUCCAGAUGAACAGAUCAAUGUCGAAAAACAGGAAGAGAAACUAAAGUACCCCAAAUCAGUAUUUUUCAUUGUUACCAAUGAAUUCUGCGAGAGAUUCUGCUUCUAUGGAAUGCGCACCGUCCUAGCGCUGUACUUAAGUGAUAUGCUAAAGUACGGCGAAAGCACAGCCGUAAUAAUCUAUCAUGUCUUCAUCUUUUUCGUCUAUUUCUCCCCGGUGCUGGGUGCAAUCGUGUCUGAUUCCUGGCUCGGAAAGUAUCGCACUAUUUUUUAUGUGAGCAUUAUUUACGCAAUUGGACAGUUGCUUUUAUCCGCAAGUGCAGCACCUACUUUCGGAUUACCCGCAAGGGAAUUGUCUAUAGUAGCCUUACUCCUGAUUGCGCUUGGCACAGGCGGGAUAAAACCUUGCGUAUCAGCUUUCGGAGGCGAUCAGUUCAUUCUACCUCAACAGGAACGACAAUUGGCGCUGUUCUUUUCUCUUUUUUACUUCUCCAUUAACACAGGUUCUCUGAUCUCCACUUUGCUCACUCCAGUGAUACGCGACACAGAAUGCUUCGGCGACGAAUGCUUCUCUUUGGCAUUUCUGAUACCGGCUAUUUUAAUGAUUGUAUCGAUUGUAAUAUUUUUCUCGGGAAAACGAAUGUACAAAAUAGUCCAGCCUACGGGUAAUCUUAUCGUCAGCGUUUCAAAGUGCAUUUGCCACGCGAUCUCCAAUAAAAUAAAAAGCAAAGGAAGGAAAUGCGAUCACUGGCUCGAUCACGCUGAUGAUACGUAUGAAAAGAAGCUAAUUGAAGAUAUCAAAUCCGCAUUACGAGUCCUGAAACUGUUCAUACCGCUGCCAAUAUUCUGGGCACUCUAUGAUCAGCAAGGUUCUCAGUGGACAUUUCAAGCAACGCGGAUGGACGGCCAGAUAGGCAAUUUCGUGCUGCUACCCGAUCAAUUACAAGCCGUCAAUCCGCUGCUAAUCAUCAUCUUCAUACCCAUUUUCGAAACCUGCAUCUAUCCGAUUUUUGAUAAGUUACACAUAAUCAACACACCAUUGAAGAAAAUCGUCGUUGGAGGAUUCUUAGCAAGUGUAGCCUUCAUCGCGGCUGGCCUUGUCGAAUUAGAGCUCGAGAAAACUUAUCCGAUAUUACCAUCAGAAGGAUAUGGUCAAAUUCGAAUUUUCAAUACGAUGAAUUGUUCCGUAAAUUUAGAUAUGGAACAGAACAUUGAAAUAAAACCACUGAGUAUGUGGGUAGAUUUAGAAAUAGAAACGCAUAAUUCGCGGAAAUUACCCUUCGAAGCGGAUUUCACAAUGUGUAAUAAUAAGGGCUACACCAACUUGACUGAUAAAGUGUCAGGAAUCAUUGAGGUUUCGGAAGCCAAAGCGAUGUCUUGGGUCAUAACGCCCGAAGGGUUGACAUAUCACUACGAAGAUUACGUAGAUAAGCCGAAUAAGACUAAACCGAUAGUUCGCAGUCUCAUCUAUCUAGCGUCCGAAGUGAACGAUAACCCUAGAUACUUGAGAUUCGUCAAAUCAGGCGAGACGGUCUUAUCAAUAAUGAUCAACUCGACUUUCGCUCCUUCGGAUCUGAAACAAUUCGAGAAGCCAAACAAAUAUGACGUAUACUUGGACGAUUAUCUGAUGAAGAAAGAGGUGCCCUUCAAACUCGGUGGAGUGUACACUGUAGUGGGUAGUUUCGUGCCCGCGCUAAAAGAGGAUAAGAUUAGCAUUGAAAUAAUCACGGUCACGCAGCCCAACUUGCUUCACAUGGCUUAUAUGUUGCCGCAAUACAUCAUCAUCACCAUGGCCGAGGUGAUGUUUAACAUAACGGGCCUGCAAUUCGCCUUCACCCAGGCCCCGAUCAGUAUGAAAGCUCUACUGCAGGCAGGUUGGUUGUUGAGCGUGGCCUUUGGUAAUCUCAUCGUGGUGAUCAUAGAGGGUUCGCAUCCUUUCAAUCGGCAGGUCUACGAGAUUUUCUUGUUCGCCGGUUUGAUGGCAGUGAUUAUAGUGAUAUUUGCCGUGAUGACUAUAUUUUACAAAUAUGUGGAAAUGCCGGAGGAGGAAAUUAAUGAAGGAGCCAUAUCUCUAGAAGAAAAAAAGGGAAAUGUUAAUCCAAUCUACACAGAGGAUGAAAAGUGACGAUAAAAGUGAAACGAUCGAGUAAGUGACAUUUUUUAGGGAUUCUCUUAUUCGAACGAGAGAAGCUUCAAGAAAAUUAUCAAAAUUCUAUUUCUAUCAUUCUCGAAUGCAACAAAAAAAUAUAUAAACUCUUCAUAAACUCAUCUCUCUCUGUACAAUAAACAUUUUGUAAAAAAAAAGAAAACACUUAUAUACUGAAGAGAUACGCAUUGCAUUGAGUAACAAAAAUUCAUAAUAUGUUUUAAAAAAGAUGAUAGAAUAAACACACUUUAUAUUUUGGGA